AAUGUACCUACUGAUCCUGGUAGGGGUCAGUGAAAGGUCAAUAUUUACAGCUGUGAUACAGUGACUGUAGAGUGCCUGACAGUUGCUUACAUCAGUACCUACAUUGAUUAGCACAUGAAAAUCAGUAUAGUGUACAUGCUGUGGUUACUGUAAGAUUGUCUGCCAGUGUGAAUUAACAGGUAGCAGCAUCUAUUGUACUGGCGACUAACAACAACUUACAAGGGCAGGUGCUCUCACCAAUUAUCUGGCUACAAUUGAUUGAAAUGCCACGUGGAGUUCUGUACUAUUUGACUGUGUUGUGCAGUAUGAUGUCUUGAGAGAGUUUUCUGCUGACAGUUAUACUGCCGAUUAUAGUGUACACAGUCACUAGUACUGUAGCUGAUGCUGAAGUAGAUACUCAGGGUCCCCGUGUACAAACAUGCCGAUACUGUGAUCUAGAAAUGUCUGUGUACCUAUAGACUGAUGCACAUGUAGCAUUCUCCAACACAUCUGGUGUGGAUUUUAACUACCAACCACUGGUGAGGUAGCCUGUCACCAACUCUUCUGAGUUACUAUUUAGAAGGAAGAAAAUCACUCUACAACAUCUGCUGUGACUUUAUAUAAAUGUACGACUGUGUAUCACUGCAGCACUCAUUUUACAACUUGCCAGCAAACAUGUUCAAUCUCUUCAUGUCUACAAUGUUUCUGAACACCCUGACACCCAAAUUCUACGUGGCUUUAACAGGGACAUCGUCAUUGAUAUCAGGGCUGAUAUUGAUAUUUGAAUGGUGGUAUUUCAAGAAGUAUGGAACAUCGUUUAUAGAGCAAGUAUCAUUGAACCAUAUAUCUCCGCUGCUUGGUGGUGGAACAGAGGGAGCCACCAACGACAAUAACAACACAAACAAUGUCAACAACACAGGAAACAACACUACACACCAACAGACCGUACCGGAAUGUAAAGUGUGGAGGAAUCCAUUAAAUCUAUUCCGUGGUUCGGAAUAUCAGCGAUACACAUGGGCCAAGGGAAAGGACCCGCUCACGUAUUAUGAUAUGAAUCUAUCGGCCCAGGAUCAUCAAACUUUCUUCACCUGUGAGGCAGAUGCUGGCAAACCAGAGUACGAAGUGAUGCAGAGAGCGUGGCGAGAAAGGAACCCUCAGUCGAGGAUAAAGGCUGCUAAAGACGCAGCAGAAAAAAAUCCAGAUUGUCCAACAGCAAUUAUACUCCUGGCUGAAGAAGAUACUAGCACCAUAGCAGACGCAGAAAAAAUGUUUAAACAAGCGUAUAAAGCUGCAGAAGUGAAUUAUAGAAAAUCUCAACAAACACAACAUCAGAGCUCACAACACGAGUCCACACAUCGCCGGGAUACCAAUGUUAUAGUGUAUAUUAAACGGAGACUAGCUAUGUGUGCUAGAAAGCUGGGUCGAACAAGAGAGGCAGUCAAGAUGAUGCGAGAGCUCAUGAAAGAAUUUCCAAUGUUGAAUUUAUUCAACAUUCAUGAAAAUCUUAUAGAUGCUUUAUUAGAGCUACAGGCCUACGCAGAUGUACAAGCUGUUCUAGCAAAAUAUGAUGAUAUCAGUUUACCAAAGUCAGCCACUAUAUGUUACACAGCAGCACUUCUAAAAGCCAGGGCAGUAGCUGACAAGUUCACUGAUGCUUCUGUCAUCCAUAGGUUUUCACCAGAUAUAGCGUCCAAACGUGGCCUAAGUACAGCUGAAAUGACAGCAGUCGAAGCCAUACAUAGAGCUGUAGAGUUCAACCCACAUGUACCUAAGUAUUUACUAGAGAUGAAGAGCCUCAUUUUACCUCCAGAACAUAUCCUCAAGCGAGGCGACAGUGAGGCUAUAGCUUAUGCCUUUUUCCACCUCCAACACUGGAAACGAGUUGAAGGUGCUAUAAACCUAUUACACUGUACAUGGGAGGGCACAUUUCGAAUGAUUCCUUAUCCUUUGGAAAAGGGCCACCUCUUUUAUCCCUAUCCCACAUGUACAGAAAGUGCAGACAGAGAACUUCUUCCUCCUUAUCAUGAAGUGUCUGUCUAUCCAAAGAAGGAACUGCCAUUUUUCAUCCUAUUCACAGCUGGUCUCUGUUCUUUUACUGCUCUGCUGGCCCUUCUAACACAUCAAUACCCAGAGCCCAUGGGUGUCAUUGCCAAAACAGUGCUGAACUGGCUGUAUAUGCCCAUCAGUUAUAUACUAGAGAAGCUGGAGGCCAUUUUACCUUCCAACUUACUACAUCAGCUGUCUCGGAUUUGACUAGGCCACCUGGCCACCAGUUGGCAAGGUCACACUGUCUAGUAAACAUGACCAGUGUGUCUGAAGCUGACCAUGAACAAUAGACUUUGAUAAACAAAACAUGUACUUUAAGACAAGAACUUUCUAGUUUAUGGUUGAUGAAGAAUAUGGUUGAUUAUGGAAAAUCUCAAUUUAAGUGAUGCAGAUGUGUUAUAUGUAUACAUGCUGUGAAGUGUCAGAAACCAAGGCAUCAUUUACACCACUCAUAGACUACUGUUGUUGGCUAUAUGUUACAGUUUUAGCAUAUUGUCACAGCCCUUGAAACUAGCUCUUACUACCAAUCCUAGCUCUCUGAUUGGUGGAAAUAUUCCACAGAUUAUCAGUGACAACAAACACCUGAGUGCAGUUGUAUGCUAUAUACAGUGUUAUACAUACUCUUACUGGGAGACAAGUAUUUAUACUAAAACAUAACAGACACACUUCAUGAACAUAUUCAGAUUGAGAUUUGCAUCGAGUAUGAACUAGCAUUGCUCUGGUUAAUUCAUGAACAGAUAGAUAUCAGCUACCAGCAAUAACAACACUGUAAAACUUAACUGUUUAUUUACAAACUUCAAUAGGUUACAUUAUCAACACCAUUGAAACAGUGACACCUUUCCAGAAACAUUAAGGAUUUAGGGAAGGGGAGUAACUCUGCUGGGUCUUUUCUUAUCGAAAUAUAAUACUGAUUGCUUGAAACUUACUGGUUCAGAAAGUUAUAUCAUCAGCUGUCAAGAAACUUGUGUGAAAGAGAUGAAACAAAUGUAGAUGUAAAUCUAUCCAUCAAAGUCAGUCAUGUCUCUUCCUCAGACUUCUAUUUCACCAAAAAGAAUAGGAAUUUUUGCAUUUUAAAAUUUGACAUCAAAAAUUGAAACCUAAUGUGAUAAACAAACCAUUGAACUUACAAAAAAAUUUUCUGUAAACACGAUAGAUCUGAUGAUCAAAAGAGAAAUGUGUCACUGUACGAACCUCAUUGGACUGGAUAUUAUUUUACUCUGUUGACAGCUGUUUAAUUUCAGGGUACGAGUUUUUGUUUUCUGUGUUAGAUAGAAAUGUGGUCUCUAUUAUUGAACUAUUUAUCCACAGGGUACUCAAAUGUGUUCAUUACAUAUAUAUAACAGGUCAGUAUUAAGUCAAUUUAGUGCAAGUGUUUUCUGUGGUGUAAGUAUCAUUCUGUUCUGUGUUUACUAUGACACAGCAAAGGUACAAUCCAUCCCAGUGACAGGUGUCCUACUUCAAGUGUAAUAGUUUCAGAAUCUCUAACAAAGUCAGUGAUUUAUGCUUUAAGUGCUUCAUUACAUGCCAUCAACAUUGUUUUUAUCUCCAUUGGUUUUUUCCCCAUCCUUGUUGACAAAUAUAAUCAGGAUGGAAUUCCAUUUUCAACCUGUUUAUGUUUAUUAUGUGUUACCUCCCUUUGUUUCAUACCAUGAUAUCCACUGUUUAUGUUACAGUGUACUUUUGUUCCACAGGGACUGAAAAUAAGUAUGUUUUUUUAUCUGAACCACUUGGUGGCAACGUCUUGCUUUUGUACAUUUGGGAACAAUAUUCCAGUUGUGGUACCAUGCUUUCCAUACCCUUGGUUCCUAUUAGAAAACACCUGGUACUGUAUUAAAGCUAAAGUGAUAUUUCUGUAAAGGAUGGAGAGAGUUGUCUACUAGUGUGUUGACUGUACAAGAGUUACUUCCCUUGGCCUUAGGUUUGCCAGUGUAUGUGUUAUGAUCUAUAAAAAGCUGUACUCCAACCUACCACUAGUGUUAGAUGUAACAGGUGUAGGCUAUCCAGCUAUUGAUCUGUAUCAGCUUUCUCCCACAAUAACCUGUCAUCAUUUCAUCACAUACUCACAACAUGGGGAUGGGGGAUCCAAUCAUAUUUUACACCCUUCCUUCAGCUAAGAGAUAAAUUACAGGAGAUCGCCACACACAAUGAUUUGUGUAGGACCUAUCAGGGGUUGAUCCUUGAAAUGUCUGACCUUGUAAUCUUACAAUGAAGGUAUCACCUCUCCUGGGUGAAGGUAAUUAAACAGUAGUGCAUUACUCCCCAGGGGGAAAUAACUCUAUGCCAAAUACCACACCUGGUCCCUGAGGGUUUAAUGAGAGAGUUGAGAUGGCUAUAGUAGGUAUUUGUCUGCGAGACUAUGGGGCUCAUGCCAAAUUCUUUUUGCCGACACAAGCAGUUUACGAAAAUGUACAAUUCAAUUUCUGUGAACCCUGAAGUACAAAAUUUUGAAAAUGUAUAUUUUGGAGGUCCUGACCUCAUCAAAUGAAGCACUGUCACUCAACAGACCACCUGGCUUUAAUGUGAGAUAAUGGUCAGUUUUGUAAGUUUCAAACAUAUUGAUUGUCAUAAUUAGAGGAUUUAUGAUUUAGUCAUGAAUUGUCAAAAUAAGUAUUAAUUUUAUUUUUAUGUUUAUGUUGGAAAGAUGUAUACCAGAAUCAUUGAUUAAGAUUUCUUUAGGAUAAGUCGGGUGAAUAAUUUGAUCUGUUUACCUUAAUUAGUGUCACUUUACCUGUGUAGAUCUUUACCUGUAAAUUUAACUGGCCAAGGCAUUUCACCUUUAGGCAGAUUAGUGGCGAGACAGGAAUUUGUUUUUGUUUAUGUCCUGGUUGAUUGGCAUGUGGGGAGUGUUUUAUUUGUCAUAAGAUCAGGGAUUAGGUUUGAAACUAACGUGGUAAUUGAAAUUCUCAGGAACCCACCAGAUAGGUAAACAGGUUACCUAGCUCUCAUCUCACGGAUGGAGGAUUUUUUCAAUAUUUUGUAUAUUCGUUAUUGAAUGAUGCACAACUUCACUUGAUUAAAGAGCCUAUAAAGCAGCAUUGAAUAACCACACAGUAUUGAAUAAAUUGCUACGGGUAUUUAUAUAUUUAGUAGAGUUUCAUUGUCCAACAAAUAUCAACAGUGAAUGUUUUUUAAUUUCAUAAUGAUGCAACUAAGCUGUUAUGAUCAUUUAGGUUUCUGCAAGGAAAAGCCACAUUGUUUCUAGGAGUACAAUCCAUUGUGGUUGCUGAGGACAUAAUCUGCCUUGGUUUCUGAGGAGAUAAUCUGCCUUGGUUUCUGAGGAGAUAAUCUUCCUUGGUUUCUGAGGAGAUAAUCUGCCUUGGUUUCUGAGGAGAUAAUCUUCCUUGGUUUCUGAGGUAACUUGCCUUGGUUUCUGAGGAGGUAAUCUGCCUUGGUUUCUGAGGAGGUAAUCUGCCUUGGUUUCUGAGGAGGUAAUCUGCCUUGGUUUCUGUGGAGUUAAUCCGCCUCGGUUUCUGAGGAGUUAAUCUGCCUCGGUUUCUGAGGAGGUAAUCUGCCUCGGUUUCUGAGGAGGUAAUCUGCCUUGGUUUCUGAGGAGGUAAUCUGCCUUGGUUUCUGAGGAGUUAUUCUGCCUCGGUUUCUGAGGAGGUAAUCUGCCUUGGUUUCUGUGGAGUUAUUCUGCCUUCGUUUCUGUGGAGUUAUUCUGCCUUGGUUUCUGUGGAGUUGAUCUGCCUUGGUUUCUGAGGAGUUAUUCUGCCUUGGUUUCUGAGGAGGUAAUCUGCCUUGGUUUCUGAUGAGUUAUUUUGCCUUGGUUUCUGAGGAGGUAAUCUGCCUUGGUUUCUGUGGAGUUGAUCUGCCUUGUUUUCUGAGGAGUUAUUCUGCCUUGGUUUCUGAGGAGUUAUUCUGCCUUGGUUUCUGUGGAGUUAAUAUGCCUUGGUUUCUGUGGAGUUAUUCUGCCUUGGUUUCUGAGGAGUUAUUUUGCCUUGGUUUCUGAGGAGGUAAUCUGCCUUGGUUUCUGUGGAGUUGAUCCACCUUGGUUUCUGAGGAGUUAUUCUGCCUUGGUUUCUGAGGAGGUAAUCUGCCUUGGUUUCUGUGGAGUUGAUCCACCUUGGUUUCUGAGGAGUUAUUCUGCCUUGGUUUCUGAGGAGGUAAUCUGCCUUGGUUUCUGUGGAGUUAAUCCGCCUUGGUUUCUGAGGAGUUAAUCCUCCUUGGUUUCUGAGGAGUUAAUCUGCCUUGGUUUCUGAGUAGUUAUUCUGCCUUGGUUUCUGAGGACUGACACAGCUGCAUGAUAAAAAAACCAUGACAUGAUAUGAGAUGUUUGUCUCUGUGUGUUGUUUUUCUGCAACACUGAAGAAUUUAGCACAAAUGUGCUUCAGUAAAAUAUCGUACUAAAUAUGAA
Messenger RNA from Ylistrum balloti, 6379 nucleotides. RefSeq names its product suppressor of tumorigenicity 7 protein homolog. NCBI's taxonomy places the organism in Eukaryota, Metazoa, Mollusca, Bivalvia, Pectinida, Pectinidae. Bases 604 to 2232 code for a protein of 542 amino acids. The transcript has 15 exons. Gene Ontology annotation, molecular function: protein binding. The record is from RefSeq and is a predicted model, not a curated record.